Molecule: messenger RNA, 897 nt
Organism: Ambispora gerdemannii
Lineage: Eukaryota; Fungi; Glomeromycota; Glomeromycetes; Archaeosporales; Ambisporaceae
Source: the annotation of a GenBank genome assembly
AUGUCUAUUUUCGUAAAUUUCAAUAAGCCAACUGGAGCUCUAUUACUUCAAACAAUAAACAGAACACGAAUACCGCAAGCAUUCACAGCCGUACUCCAUUCCAAAAACCUUGAAUUACUUGCAGUGCUCACUAAAACAGCAACCGCAAGUGCUAAUAAUAUAAAAAAGAAUAUUGCGCUGGAAGAACACUCUAAAAGAUACAUUCAUCUUCACCAACAUCAGUCUUUACCGAGACAUUUUUACACUUCAACUAUACCGCAUUUGCCAGAGUUCUCUACACAAAAAAGACACUGUUGGAAAUGCGACUCGGAAAUUGACUAUAGUUCCUUGUACUGUAAUAGAGAUGGGUGUGGUGUUGUUCAACCGGGGUUACCGAAUGAUGUCACGUAUUUUGACCUGUUUGGUAUGGGUGUGUCCGGGCUAGGGGACAAAAGGAGAUUUUCGUAUGAUAUUGAUUUAUCGCAGUUACGACGUAAUUUCCUGUCAUUUCAACAACGCAUGCAUCCAGACAGUUACUCGCGAAAAGGUCAACAAGAAUACGCGUACGCCCAUACUCAAUCCUCAACAAUCAAUGAAGCUUAUCAAGUAUUACGUGACCCACUUGCCAGAGCCCAAUACAUGCUUCGAUUGAACGGUAUCCUAGUGACCGAAUCAGAAUCGAUCGAAGAUCCAGAAUUAUUGAUGCAAGUGAUGGAAGCGCGUGAACGGCUUGAAGAGGCAACUAGUGAAGAAGAAGUAAAGAUCAUAACAGAGGAGAACGAAGAAAUAUCACAAGCUUUCCAAAACAAUGAUUUGGAUACUGCCAAAGAGUUAACUAUCAGGCUACAGUAUUGGUGUAACAUUAGAAAUGCGGCUGUGGAUUGGGCGCCUGGAAAGCGCGUAGAACUUUUACAUUAG